Messenger RNA from Hippocampus comes (tiger tail seahorse), 3579 nucleotides. It is a transcript of the gene pcdh8.1, whose product is annotated as protocadherin 8. Gene Ontology annotation, molecular function: calcium ion binding. The transcript has 5 exons. Bases 158 to 3295 code for a protein of 1045 amino acids. Lineage: Eukaryota; Metazoa; Chordata; Actinopteri; Syngnathiformes; Syngnathidae. Gene Ontology annotation, biological process: homophilic cell-cell adhesion. Gene Ontology annotation, cellular component: plasma membrane. The record is from RefSeq and is a predicted model, not a curated record.
AUCUGUCAUUUAUACUGUAUGCGUCUUAUAAUCACCACCAAACACGUCUAAUUUUAUUUCCAUGUGAUGACACAGAUUUCCUUUUCCCUACAAAAGGCAAGUAAAACUUGGAUUUGUGUAGCAGAAUCCUAGUUAAGACUACUUUGGGAUUGAUAGCAUGCCAAAAGUAAACCAUUUGCCCUACAAACAGCCAGCAGCAGGUUGUCCUCAGCCAAAAGUCUCCCCUUUUGGUGGCCUGUGGUGUCAGGCUAUUGGUGGACGGAGCAGCUCAUUUGCAUACAGCCCAGUUUAUAGUCUGCUCGCAAGUGUGAAGCCUCCAGUCAUUCACAAGCUGAGGUCUGCGCGGGUCAUUUGUGAUUUACAUGAGCAGAACUUCUCUCUUUUUUUUUUCCCCUCUUAUGACGAGAUGGCAACACUUGCUCGCUGCUGCUUUGUGCUGGCUUUAAUUAUUUACAAGGUCAGAUGCACCACGACAAGAUACUUCACCUAUGAGGAGGACGCACCUGGGACAGAAAUAGGCAACUUAUCCAGAGACUUGAAGAUCGACCCCGCCGAAGGCCAUGACACGUCCUUCCGCUUCAUGCAGGAAAACAACUUCUCCGUGGUGUACAUGCGGGAGGCCGACGGGCUCUUGAGCGUGGCCGAACUCAUCGACCGCGAGCUGCUGUGUCCUCGUACCCCGCGGUGCUAUGUCACCUUUGAUGUGGUGGCUCUCUCCAAUGAAAAGUUUCAGCUCAUCCACGUUGAGAUUGAAGUGCGGGACAUCAAUGACCACGCCCCAACAUUUCCCCGGAACGAGACCACCCUGGAAAUCUUGGAGAAUUUGCCCCUGGACUCUCGCUUCCCGCUGCCUGUCGCCGUGGACCCAGAUGUGGGCGACAACUACAUCCAGAGUUACAACAUUUCCCCCAGCAGCCACUUUGCCGUGGAGGUGCGUCAGCGGGAGGACGGUGUCAAGUCCGCCGAGCUGGUGCUGGUGAGGGAGCUGGAUCGGGAGAUGGAGGACUCCUACCUGGUGGAGGUGACUGCCACCGACGGAGGCGUACCCACCAGGUCGGGCUCCACGACGGUUCGCAUCAAGGUGCUGGACUUCAACGACAACGGGCCCACUUUUGAGCACGGCUCGCUGAAGGUGGAGCUCAACGAAGACGCUCCGGUGGGCCACCGUGUAGUGCGGGUGCACGCCUUCGACCCCGACGAGGGCGUCAACGGCGAGGUGAUGUACGCCUUUGAUGACAUCUCGGCAGAAGCCGCCCGCGUCUUCCACAUCGACCCGCACACCGGUGACGUGACGCUAAAGGCCCGCGUAGACUUCGAGAGGCGGCGAUCCUACGAGCUGCGUGUCAAGGCCUCCGACCUGGGCGCCGAUCCUUCGUCGUCCGGUUGCAAGGUCUCCAUUGACGUGGUAGACGUGAAUGACAACGCACCGGAGAUCAACAUCAAGCCCAUGACCGCCAGUGCGGACGACGUGGCCUACAUCACGGAGGCUGCAGCGGCCGAGAGUUUCGUGGCCCUCAUCAGCACUUCAGACCUGGACUCUGGCUCUAACGGCUACGUGCGAGUCAGCCUGCUCGGCCACGAACAGUUCACUUUACAACAAGCCUACGGGGAGACCUUCAUGAUCGUCACCACCUCCGCUCUGGACCGAGAGAGGAUCCCUGAGUAUAACCUGACUGUUGUUGCUGAAGACUUGGGUAGCCCCCCUUUCAAAACAGUGAGGCAGUACACCAUCAGGGUGACCGAUGAGAAUGACAAUGCACCCCUGUUCAGUAAGUCAACAUAUGAGGUCUCAGUCAUAGAGAACAACAUUCCGGGCUCUUACAUCACCACCGUAGUGGCCCGCGAUCCUGAUAUGGGCAAGAACGCAAAAGUCUCCUACAAGCUUCUGGACUCUGAGGUGCAAGGUGGGUCACUUGUUUCCACCUACGUGUCUGUAGAUUCCCAUUCAGGCUCUCUGUACACAGUCAGGUCCUUCGACUAUGAAAGCAUCCAUGAAAUAGAGCUGAUCAUCCAAGCUGAAGACAAAGGGUCCCCCUCCCUGUCAAGCACGUCAACAAUUAAAAUCCGCAUGGUGGACCAGAAUGACAACUACCCAUAUUUCACCUUCCCCGUGCUGUUUAACGACUCGGCCGAUAUCCCGCUGCCCUUGAACGCCCCUGCUUCAUAUUUAGCUCUGCGCCUCUCCGCUGAAGACACCGAUGACGGCGUGAAUGCAGAGCUGUCCUACCACAUGUUGCAAGGUGACCGAGAUCUUUUCAUUGUGCACAAAGACACCGGGGAGAUCGCCCUCAAGCAAUGGCUGACGGCCCAAAUCGGGGAUAUCCUGGAAGUGGUCGUGGCCGUUAGCGACCGCGGCCGCUCGCCUCUCUCCAGUAGCGCCACCGUGCGCUUCGUGGUUACCGACACAGAGCCCGUCUUGGACCAGGCCGUAGUGGUUUUGCGUUCAAGCGACGAGGAAGGCCUCGUGGCGGGCUUGGAUGGCUCGCUGGUGGUCAUCAUCCUGCUCAGCGGCGGGUGCGCUUUGCUACUGGUGGCCAUCGUGGCCGUGGUGGUCACGUGCAAAGCAGGACGUGGCGGUGCAGGUCCCCCUAAAAGGGAAGCCCGCCUCAACUUGUUUGACAGUAGGCCCCCUCUCGGGUCCACCCAUGGGAACAUAUACUCCGGCCAGAGAGGCUUCUUCCUGGAGCGGACCUCAUCAAGCUUGGAUGACUCCUGCUUGUAUGAGGAGAGGAGCAAUGACUCAGAAUCAAAGGUCUUCCUGCCUUCAAAGCACUUCCAACCACCAUCCAAAUGGCAAGCGGACAAGUAUUGCUUGCAAGUGAGCACGAGCAACACCGACCAGCUGAGCGUGAAGGACAGCGGCAAAGGGGACAGCGAUUUCAAUGACUCCGACUCGGACAUCAGUGGAGACGGUGGCAAGAGGAGCUUUACCACCUUUCACCCAAGACUUAAAAGUUCAUCUAGCACUGCUAACAGCCUAGCGGGGGAUUGCCAAGGCACCUACUGUGCGAUACCGCCGCAGUGCUUCAAGAACCCCAGAGACUUGGCGUACACUAUCGGCUUCUCCCCGGCGACUCUCUUCAAUGAUCUGCAUGGCUUCGCCCACACAUGGAAGGAGCCGGGCUACGCUACCAAUCCCAAGAAAACACGCAAUGACGGCAUGCAGACCUAUACCGGUAGAACAGGAACCCUUCCGCCUUACCUGUCCCAGGUGCAGAAUGAGCCCAAGGACCACAAGCCAAGCCCAAAUAUUGUAACGGUCGCGACGGAAUCAGAAGUGGCGACUAUGUUUUGAGUUUUAACCACAUGUAAACUGUACAUACUUGUAAAAAAAAAAAAAAAAUGCUCAGCGUUGAUUAGCUUUCACUCAUGUCUAUUUGUAUAUUUUUAGUGCUGCUUUCCCAAUAAAUAUGUGAUUGUAAAAACUCUUCAAGCUUCAUUCACAUACACAUACAGCUCGUUCUUCCCAGAGUGUUUCAUUAGAAUCAAUAUAAAUAUUUCAUGACAUGCUUUAAUACGUUACAUACAAAGUAGAUACAGCAACAUGCCGAGACAAUUUCCUGUGAAUCUUUCCUCCUA